GAGUAAUGAAACUAGUAUUUAAAAACGAAGGGAGUAUAAAUUACGGUAAAUCGGUCAAUCGGACCUUCAGACUUUCAGAUCACCCAUGGCCAAAAAAAAAAAAAUUAAUAAAAAAGAAUAUUCCUCAACCCCAAGUACAUGCAUCCCAAAACUUCCUCAACAAUUCCACAAAAAAGCAGGCAAACAUUAACCUGCAAAAUCCAGGACUAGGAGAAAAGGAGGCGCCAUUACCCUUUUCUCUUCCGACCAUUCUCACCUUCAUUCUCUCUCACUCACCUCAACAAUGGCCGCCAUUACUCGCCUUGUCAACCAUUCAAGGUCAUCCACCUUCCCCUCUAUUUGGAAGGCCAUGAUUACGACCUCCGCUUCCGCCUCCGCCUCAGCCUCUCCGUCAUCUGGGUCAGAUCUGAGCUCCAGAAACGUGCAGUGGGUGUUCUUGGGUUUUCCUGGCGUCGGAAAAGGCACCUAUGCUAGUCGCCUUUCUAGUCUCCUCGGCGUCCCUCAUAUCGCCACCGGUGACCUCGUCCGCCAUGAGCUUUCUUCCAAUGGCCCUCUUUCUCAUCAGCUUGCUGAAAUUGUCAACCAAGGUAAACUAGUAUCCGAUGAAAUAAUAAUUUCUCUGUUAUCAAAGAGGCUUGAGACUGGAGAAGCAAGAGGUGAAUCAGGUUUCAUUCUUGACGGAUUUCCACGUACUAUAAGACAAGCAGAAAUAUUGGAAGGAGUAACUGAUAUAGAUUUGGUGGUUAAUUUGAGAUUACCUGAGCUAGCUUUAAUUGAGAAAUGCCUUGGUAGAAGGAUUUGUGGCCAGUGUGGUAAAAACUUUAACGUCGCCUCUAUUAAUAUCAAGGGUGAGAAUGGAAUGCCUGACAUAAGUAUGGCUCCACUGAUGCCCCCUUCGCAGUGUGCUUCCAAACUGAUCACCCGAGCUGAUGAUACUGAAGCUGUUGUGAAAGAACGGCUUCUUGUAUACAGUGAAAAGAGCCAGCCACUAGAAGAGUUUUAUCGCAAUCGUGGCAAAUUAAUGGAAUUUGACCUCCCAGGGGGCAUCCCAGAAUCCUGGCCUAAGUUGCUGGAAGCUCUUAAUCUUGAUGAGCAUGAAGAAAAGCUCUCUGCCGCAGCAUGAUUUUUUCCCUACCCCAAAAGUCAGUUUGUUAUUUUUUGCAUGUUCUUGAAGCAUGCCAAACAAUUUUGUUAGUGGUAACAGGAAUUUAUUAGUUGCAAUAAGUAACUCAUACGUGCAAUGUGAUCACGGCGGAUGCCUGGCAAGUUCUUGUACCUUAAAGGUGAAAGAGUUAGACAAGCAUUGUUACAUAGCCAAUCAUUUUUUCUUCAGGUCCGUUGUUGCAGGACUGGGUAUGUAAUUGUUAUGAUUGUUGAGUGUUGCGUUAAAUAAAGAUACUUAGUUUUGAUUAAUUAUAAUUGUCAUUGUCGAUUACUGUUUUG
This is a messenger RNA of Chenopodium quinoa (quinoa), 1443 nucleotides long. Its product is annotated as adenylate kinase 1, chloroplastic-like. The coding region runs from base 284 to 1123 and encodes 279 amino acids. Gene Ontology annotation, biological process: nucleobase-containing compound metabolic process. The record is from RefSeq and is a predicted model, not a curated record. The transcript is spliced from 4 exons. Gene Ontology annotation, cellular component: cytoplasm; mitochondrion. NCBI's taxonomy places the organism in Eukaryota, Viridiplantae, Streptophyta, Magnoliopsida, Caryophyllales, Amaranthaceae. Gene Ontology annotation, molecular function: ATP binding; AMP kinase activity.